AACAGUUUGAUAGUUCAAGCGUGCGUGCUUUGUCUCUUCUGUAGAAUCAGACUUUUCGCGACCUGAUGGACUGUAACCCACCAGCCUCUUCUGUCCUUGGAAUUCUCCAGGCAAGAAUAGUGGAGUGGGAGAAUCUUCCCAAACCAGGGGUGGAACCCAUGUCUCCUGUGUCUUCUGCACUGAAGGCGGAUUCUUUAUCGCUGAACCACCAGGGAACCCCACCAUUCAAGAGUUUCAGAGAAAACCGACCUUAUAGCAAAGAAUCAAGUGUUGAGCGUGGAGCAUUAUUCCAAUGUUUCAGCGUCCUUUCCCCCUCCUCCUUAGGCUGAGCCCUGGGCUUGCCUUCUUCCAGAUUUCCUUUGUUGCAUUUAUAACUGCUACAGAGAUGCCACAGCUUCAUCGACAUGAAGAAGAGAAGUUCUUCUUAAAUGCCAGGGGCCAGAGGGAAGCCUUACCCAGCAUUCAGGACUCACCUACCAAACAGCUUUCUGUGGUCGUGCCUUCAUACAAUGAAGAAAAACGGUUGCCUGUAAUGAUGGAUGAAGCUCUGGGUUAUCUGGAAGACAGACAGAAACAAGAUCCCACCUUCACUUACGAGGUGAUAAUAGUUGACGAUGGCAGCAAAGACCAGACUUCAAAGGUAGCUUUUAAAUACUGCCAGAAAUACGGAAGUGACAAAGUGCGAGUGAUAACGCUGGUGAAGAACCGUGGAAAGGGCGGAGCGAUUAGGAUGGGUGUAUUCAGUUCUCGAGGUAAAAAGAUCCUUAUGGCAGAUGCUGAUGGAGCCACCAAGUUUCCAGAUAUUGAGAAAUUAGAAAAAGGACUGAAUGAUCUACAGCCUUGGCCAGAUCAAAUGGCUAUCGCUUGUGGAUCUCGAGCUCAUUUGGAAAAAGAAUCUAUUGCUCAGCGUUCUUACUUCCGUACUCUUCUCAUGUAUGGGUUCCACUUUCUGGUGUGGUUCCUUUGUGUCAAAGGAAUCAGGGACACACAGUGUGGGUUCAAAUUAUUAACUCGAGAAGCAGCGUCACGGACGUUUUCAUCUCUCCACAUUGAACGAUGGGCGUUUGAUGUAGAACUGCUUUACAUAGCACAGUUCUUUAAAAUCCCAAUAACAGAAAUUGCUGUCAACUGGACUGAAAUUGAAGGUUCUAAAUUAGUUCCCUUUUGGAGCUGGCUACAGAUGGGAAAGGAUCUACUUUUUAUACGACUUCGAUAUUUGACUGGUGCCUGGAGGCUUGAACAAACCAGGAAAGUGAAUUAGGUUAUCUGCUAUCUUUGAUUGUAUACUUAUGUAUCAGUGUCACAUUAUUUCAUUUAAAAUUAAAAUUUUAAAGCUGGAAUAAA
Messenger RNA from Bubalus bubalis (water buffalo), 1344 nucleotides. RefSeq names its product ALG5 dolichyl-phosphate beta-glucosyltransferase (gene ALG5). The record is from RefSeq and is a predicted model, not a curated record. Gene Ontology annotation, cellular component: endoplasmic reticulum membrane. The transcript has 10 exons. NCBI's taxonomy places the organism in Eukaryota, Metazoa, Chordata, Mammalia, Artiodactyla, Bovidae. The coding region runs from base 293 to 1261 and encodes 322 amino acids.